Morchella sextelata is the source of this 3438-nucleotide messenger RNA. RefSeq lists its product as uncharacterized. Gene Ontology annotation, molecular function: nucleosome binding; ATP binding; DNA binding. The transcript has 9 exons. Gene Ontology annotation, cellular component: nucleus; chromatin. The record is from RefSeq and is a predicted model, not a curated record. Gene Ontology annotation, biological process: nucleosome organization; regulation of transcription by RNA polymerase II. Lineage: Eukaryota; Fungi; Ascomycota; Pezizomycetes; Pezizales; Morchellaceae. The coding region runs from base 1 to 3438 and encodes 1145 amino acids.
AUGGUCAAGAAUAGAGAGAGCAGAGCCUCACUCCCCGACUCGGAGAUGGCGGACGAAAAACACGAGGCAAACGAUGACGGUGAUGUUUCUAUGGAUGACGCGGAUAACCAGGAAAACGAAAACGAAGACGAGGAUGGUGAUGACGAGGAGGUGGAUGAGGAAAACGACGACGGGGAUGAUGAGUCCGUGGCACCAGCAGAUGGCCGACGGCGCAGAUCGUUCGCGGUAUCUAAGCAAAAGAAGGCUUUCGGUAAGAAGAAUGAAAAUUUGAACCAGAGAAAAGAAAACGACUCAACCAAGAGGAUUCGCUACCUCCUUGGUCUGACAGAUCUCUUCCGCCACUUUAUGGGCAACAACCCCGACUAUCUCCGUAUCCAAGCUGAAGAGGAAGAAAAGAAAAAGAACUCAAAGGGCAAGAAAGCGUCAGCUGCGGAAAACAGGCGCCGGCGUACCGAGCAGGAAGAGGAUGAAGAGCUCCUCCAGGACGAGGAAGGCGAAGGAGAGGCUGCAACCCUAUUCACAGAGUCACCACCUUUCGUCAAGGGCGGCACUAUGAGAGAUUACCAGAUUGCCGGUCUGAACUGGCUGAUUUCCUUACACGAGAAUGGAAUUUCCGGUAUUCUGGCCGACGAGAUGGGUCUCGGAAAGACAUUACAAACAAUUUCGUUCCUUGGAUAUCUGCGUCAUGUUGCUGGCGUGAAUGGGCCUCAUUUGGUCACUGUUCCAAAAUCUACACUCGACAACUGGAAGCGAGAAUUUGACCACUGGACCCCCGGUGUCAACGUCUUGGUACUACAGGGAACCAAGGAGGAGCGUGCAAAGCUUAUCCACGAGCGCGUUCUAACACAGGAUUUUGAUGUUAUGAUCACAAGCUAUGAGAUGAUUCUGCGAGAGAAGACACACUUGAAGAAGUUCGCUUGGGAGUACAUUAUUGUCGACGAAGCCCACCGUAUCAAGAACGAGGAGUCCGCCCUAGCGCAGAUUAUCCGUAUCUUUAACUCUAGAAACCGUCUUCUUAUUACCGGAACACCACUCCAGAACAACCUCCACGAGCUGUGGGCGCUGCUUAAUUUCUUGCUCCCUGAUGUAUUUGGUGACUCCAGCGCAUUCGACCAGUGGUUCGAAACACAGGGAGGGGACCAAGACAUGGUUGUUCAGCAGCUACACAAAGUACUUAGACCAUUCUUGCUACGUCGUGUCAAGAGCGAUGUUGAGAAGAGCUUGCUGCCAAAGAAGGAGGUCAAUGUUUACAUUGGCAUGUCCGAAAUGCAAGUUAAAUGGUACCAGAAGAUUCUCGAGAAGGAUAUUGACGCCGUUAAUGGUGCCGGUGGUAAGCGUGAAUCUAAAACUCGUCUUCUGAAUAUUGUCAUGCAACUUCGUAAAUGCUGUAACCACCCGUACCUUUUUGAAGGUGCUGAGCCCGGCCCCCCAUACACCACCGAUGAACAUAUCAUCGAUAACUCCGGAAAGAUGGUCAUGCUUGACAAGCUCCUUAAGCGUAUGAAGGCACAGGGAUCCAGGAUCCUCAUCUUCUCUCAGAUGUCGCGUCAACUUGAUAUCCUUGAAGAUUAUUGUGUUUUCAGAGAAUACAACUACUGCCGCAUCGACGGUUCUACUGCCCACGAGGACCGCAUUGCUGCGAUUGACGACUAUAACAAGCCCGGUAGCGACAAAUUCAUCUUCUUACUUACCACCAGAGCCGGUGGUUUGGGUAUCAACUUGACAACUGCAGACAUUGUCGUCCUCUACGACUCAGACUGGAAUCCUCAGGCGGAUCUCCAGGCUAUGGACCGUGCGCAUCGUAUCGGCCAGACCAAGCAGGUGAUGGUUUUCCGGUUCGUCACUGAGAACGCCAUUGAAGAGAAAGUUUUGGAGCGUGCUGCCCAGAAGCUCCGCCUUGACCAGCUCGUUAUUCAGCAGUCUCGAGCACAGCUACAAACUAAGGCCGCCGCAUCAAAGGAUGAGCUAUUAUCCAUGAUUCAGCACGGUGCAGACGUCGUCUUCAAAAACAGCAAGGACAAGGAGAAUCAGAUUACACAGGACAUGACCGAUGAUGAUAUCAACGCAAUCCUUGAGCGUGGUGAACAGCGUACUAAGGAGCUGAACGCAAGAUACGCUAAACUAGGACUCGAUGACCUGCAAAAGUUCACUAGUGACUCCGCCUACGAGUGGAACGGCGAGAACUUUGCUGCGGUCAAGAAGACAAACAUUGGCGCGAACUGGAUCAACCCCGCCAAGAGAGAGAGGAAGGAACAGAGCUACGGUAUUGAUAACUACUACCGUCAGGUCCUGACACAGGGCAGCAAACAGGCAGACACGAAGCCCAAAGUCCCUAGAGCUCCAAAACAGGUAUCUGUUCAUGAGCAUCAGUUCUAUCCUCAGAGACUGGUGGAGCUCCAGGAGAUGGAGACUGCAUACUUCAAGAAGCAACAGGGCUACAAGGCUGUCCUCCGCGACGGGGCUGAAGACACACUUGAAGAGCGUGAAGCUGCCCGUAUCGAAGAGCAAGAGACUAUUGACAAUGCCGUGCCACUCACGGAAGCAGAGCAGGAAGAGAAGACUCGCCUGGGCGAGCAAGGGUUCUCAAACUGGUCCCGGAAAGAUUUCAUGUCCUUCAUCCAGCUAUCUGCCAAAUACGGAAGAAAGAGCAUCUCCGCUAUCGCCGCCGACAUCGAGAGCAAGACCGAGAAAGAAGUGCGCGAGUACGCCAAGGUCUUCUGGGACCGUUACAAGGAAAUGCCCAGCUGGGAGAAAUACAUUGCCACAAUUGAAGCCGGCGAAGACAAGUCCGAGAAGAUCACCAAGCAAAAGAAGCUCCUCCGACGGAAGAUUGAGAUGUACCGGGUUCCCCUCCAGCAGCUCAAACUCAAUUACUCUGUCUCUACCACCAAUAAGAAGAUCUACACCGAGGAAGAGGACCGCUUCCUCCUCGUGCACCUGGACAAGUUUGGCCUCGAUGCCGAAAAUCUGCACGAUAUGAUCCGCGACGAGAUUCGAGAGAGCCCACUGUUCCGCUUCGACUGGUUCUUCCUGAGCCGAACGAGUCUCGAGAUCUCACGCCGCUGCACAACGCUUAUCAUGACCGUUAUGCGCGAGUUUGAGAAUGAGGCCACCAAUGGCACCACUACCACUACCGGGACCGCGAAACCCAAGAAGGGCCGCGACCGGGAGGAGGAAGAGGAGGAGGAGCGCGGCCCGCCAGCAAAGAAGGGGAAGGGCGCGGCGGGAGCGGCGAAAGAGGCGAAGGUUGUUCCUGCGGAGACGAACGGGAAGUUGCCGGGGAGACCCCCUAAGAACAAGGCCGUCGAACAGGCAAAGAAGGGGGCAGAGAGCAAAGCUACGAGUGCGGCGACGAGCAGGGCAUCCAGUGUGGACUCCAAGGUUUCGACCGCUGCUGCAGCAUCGUCAAAGAAGGGGGCCAAGUCAAAGAAGAAGUGA